This is a messenger RNA of Camelus dromedarius (Arabian camel), 4234 nucleotides long. It is a transcript of the gene TRIM23, whose product is annotated as tripartite motif containing 23. The transcript has 11 exons. Lineage: Eukaryota; Metazoa; Chordata; Mammalia; Artiodactyla; Camelidae. The record is from RefSeq and is a predicted model, not a curated record. Gene Ontology annotation, molecular function: zinc ion binding; GTPase activity; GTP binding. The coding region runs from base 73 to 1797 and encodes 574 amino acids. Gene Ontology annotation, biological process: intracellular protein transport; vesicle-mediated transport. Gene Ontology annotation, cellular component: plasma membrane; lysosomal membrane; cytoplasm.
UCUGGGUGGCUCUGCCCCCGCCCCUCAGGUGAAGGCCGUGAAGGCUGCUUCUGCGGCACCGCUCCUCCUAGGAUGGCUGCCCUGGUUGUAAACAAGCCUGGAGCGGGACUAGACAGUGGCCGUCAGGGCAGCCGGGGGACGGCCGUGGUGAAGGUGCUGGAGUGUGGAGUUUGUGAAGAUGUCUUUUCUUUACAAGGAGACAAAGUUCCUCGCCUUCUACUUUGUGGCCACACAGUCUGUCAUGACUGCCUCACUCGCCUGCCUCUUCAUGGAAGAGCAAUCCGUUGCCCUUUUGAUCGACAAGUAACAGACCUCGGAGAUUCAGGUGUUUGGGGAUUGAAAAAAAAUUUUGCUUUAUUGGAGCUUUUGGAACGAUUGCAGAAUGGACAUAUUGGUCAGUAUGGAGCUGCAGAAGAAGCUGUUGGGAUAUCUGGAGAGAGCAUCAUUCGUUGUGAUGAAGAUGAAGCUCACGUUGCAUCUGUAUAUUGCACUGUAUGUGCAACUCACUUGUGCUCAGAGUGUUCCCAAGUUACUCAUUCUACAAAGACAUUAGCGAAGCAUAGGAGAGUGCCUCUAGCUGAUAAACCUCAUGAAAAAACCAUGUGCUCUCAGCAUCAGGUGCAUGCCAUCGAGUUUGUUUGCUUGGAAGAUGGCUGUCAAACUAGCCCCCUUAUGUGCUGUGUCUGCAAAGAAUAUGGAAAACACCAAGGUCACAAGCAUUCAGUAUUGGAACCAGAAGCUAAUCAGAUCCGAGCAUCAAUUUUAGAUAUGGCUCAUUGCAUACGGACCUUCACUGAGGAAAUCUCAGAUUAUUCUAGAAAAUUAGUUGGAAUCGUUCAGCACAUUGAAGGAGGAGAACAAAUAGUGGAAAAUGGAAUUGGAAUGGCCCACACAGAACACGUACCAGGUACUGCGGAGAAUGCCCGAUCAUGUGUCCGAGCCUAUUUUUCUGAUCUACAUGAAACUCUGUGUCGUCAGGAAGAAAUGGCUCUCAGUGUUGUUGACGCUCAUGUUCGAGAAAAACUGAUUUGGCUCAGGCAACAGCAAGAAGAUAUGACUAUUUUGCUAUCCCAGGUUUCAACAGCCUGUCUCCAUUGUGAAAAAACUUUGCAACAGGAUGAUUGUAGAGUUGUCUUGGCAAAACAAGAAAUUACAAGAUUACUGGAAACAUUGCAGAAGCAGCAGCAACAGUUUACAGAGGUUGCAGAUCACAUUCAGUUGGAUGCCAGCAUCCCUGUCACUUUUACAAAGGACAAUAGAGUUCACAUUGGACCAAAAAUGGAAAUUCGAGUUGUUACGUUAGGAUUAGAUGGUGCUGGAAAAACUACUAUUUUGUUUAAAUUAAAACAGGAUGAGUUCAUGCAGCCUAUUCCAACAAUUGGUUUUAAUGUGGAAACUGUAGAAUAUAAGAAUCUAAAGUUUACCAUUUGGGAUGUAGGUGGAAAACACAAAUUAAGACCAUUGUGGAAACAUUAUUACCUGAAUACUCAAGCUGUUGUAUUUGUUGUUGACAGCAGUCACAGAGACAGAGUUAGUGAAGCACACAGUGAACUUGCAAAGUUGUUAACGGAAAAAGAACUCCGAGAUGCUUUGCUCCUGAUUUUUGCUAACAAACAGGAUGUUGCUGGAGCUCUGUCAGUAGAAGAAAUCACGGAACUUCUUAGUCUGCAUAAGUUGUGCUGUGGACGAAGCUGGUACAUUCAGGGCUGUGAUGCUCGAAGUGGUAUGGGACUGUAUGAAGGGUUGGACUGGCUCUCACGGCAACUUGUGGCUGCUGGAGUAUUGGAUGUUGCCUGAUUUUAAAUGCAGCAGCUGUUUACAGUUUUGUGAUUAAGAGUUAUUUUGCACACAGUAUGUUGUAAUAAAUUCUGUAUCUCAAAGAUAAUUAGUUAACUUAGGAUGUGUAUAUAAAAGGACUCUUGGAUUGGAAAUUCAGUACAAUAUUGCUUUUAAAAUAUUCUGUAGUGAACUGUAUCUGAUUGAGUAGAUUAAAUUGGAUUAAAUAGGGACUUACUGAGUAUACUUUUUUGAGACAUUUGUUAUUUAAAUUUUUCAGAUUAUAUGUGACCCAUAUAUUGGGAAAGAAGUAAUCACAGAGAAAGGGUAGGUGAAGGUUUAUUCUUUCAAUGAAAAAAGAAUAUCUAACUGAGUGCCUAAUGGAACCUCUGUAUGAAGCAAGCGAAGCAUGGCUUCAUCUUUAACUUGCCUUUUCACUGGAUUUGGCAGUAUUAAUUUAGCGACAGUGACUUAAUGAAAUAAAAUCCAAACUGCAUCUUUGGGUAAUAGGAUUAAUUUAAUGUUCAGUAUAACAGAACACCUUUAAUGCUAAGAACUAUAAGCUAUUGAAAAUUAGUAUUUUAUACAGUGUUUCACUAAAAGUUUCUUGUAAAACCUUUUGUAUAAAACCCAGUGAGUCAGAAUGAAAUGUUACCCAACUAGGCCUGUCAGAUUAGUACUACACUGAAGAACAAUUCAUAAUAGAACUGUGAACGUCAGUUAUAUACUAGUUGAUCUUCACUUAUGAAAGACUCAUUUGUAGGGCUGAGCCUGGAUGUAAUAAUUUCCUAGGUCAGACCUCUAAAUUGGCCCUUGUAUUUUUCCAACAUAGUUAAAGUACUUAGUGUGUUUCUUUUUAACAUAAUAUUGCAUCUUUAGUGAGAGUGGCUACAGGUAAAAUGUAGUAAGUUACACAUAGAAACCUGGGUUGGUUUUGCAUAAAAGGUAGAGAUCUAAGUAGCAAACUGCCUUUACCUCAAGAGAAGUCAUUUAAGCAGUGGAGACUGCUUAUUACCUUACUUUAAAAUGUUUUCCCAAAAUAAGUGCAUUUAUCUUGACAAUAAAACAUGAUCAAGGCUUUUCAUGACAAGGCCUUGGAAAGCUGAAAGAACAUGUAGAGAAAGGAAAAGAAAUGUACAAAAAGUUUACACCACAUUUAUUAUGCAGUGUUCGAAGUAAAAGUUUAAAACUUGUGCUCUUUACUGUUUUUCAUUUUUUAAGGAAACUCCCUUAUUAUGGCAGUACAAUUUAUAUUUAAACAUAGCCAGAUUGGAUUUUAUGGGUUUUUAAAAAAUGUUCUUUAUAUUUUAGGAUGAAGUUGAAUCCUAAAUCUUAUUAUUUGAAUUCCUAUAAGGACAUUGAUGUCUGAUGACAAGAUGUGACUUUUCGGUGGCACUGUUCUAGUUCAGUCUCUUCAAAUGUAUUUUUGUUUAAAACAAAACUUUGAGAAAACAAUGCAUUAAAAAAAGUCCAUCAGUGUUAUGGGCAGUGUGUAAAUAUGUAAAUAUAAUAUUUCAUCCUUUAUUUUUCAAGUAAAAGGUCAUGCCAUUACAAAUGUAGCUUGUGCAUAUAAGUAAUUCUUCUGAAUUAGUAUUUGACUGAUUGCAAUAACUGUGAAAAAUUUAGAACAUGUUACAUUUACCUUGAGCCCUUGAACUGUUUUCUCUACUAGGUAACUGAAAAAAAAGUCUGACACUAACAUGUAAACUUGCUUUCCUUGUAAAUUAUUUCACCAAUUUAGCUAAACAUUUAAAUUCACGUUCCUAGCAUAUUGUUAAAACACAAUUUAAAAACUGCUUAGAAGUGAUUAUAAUGUACAUAACAGUAGUGUUUGUGUGUGAUUUUUUUUUUUUAAGAAAUAUUUUUCUCAGGUUCUUAUUACUAUUUGUGGUUGUAUUUUUUCACUAAUUAUUAGUUAAGAUUGUGUUAGUUCCCUCUGGGAAAUGUCAAAUUUAAGAGUAAGAGAAAGGUUUUAAAUACAGUCUAUUAGGAUUUGUCUCCUAGCUCUGAAUUUCUGUAUUAAGCCUUAAUAGUAUUGUAUGGUUUAUGAAAGCAGGCUUUUUAAAGUGUAUAGCCCUGGUCUGUAAUUCUGGAAUGCUUUAUAAUCACCAGAAGCCAUUAUUUGCAUUACAUAUAUGAUCAGUAUAGACAGCAAUAAAAUAUUGAAAUUGUUUUAAAGUCCUAUCAUUAUUCUAAAAAUUCUGUUUUUUGAACUGUCUAUCUAGUACUAUUGCUAGCAACCAGUUAGUCAUAUUUCUGCUGCAGUUAAGAAAACCAGUAAGACAAAAAGGGGAAGGGAUUGACUUGCAUGUCCAAUUUGAGAUGCAGUUUAUUAAAAAUUUAGAAAUAACUUACUAUUUGCAAUUUAGGUCCCAUUACAUGUUUUAUAAAUGUAAUGUUUUGAAAGGAGAGCUAAAAUUUUGCACUCAACAAAGUAAAACUUGCUUUUUAAAUUUAA